AUGGCUAACAGCGCGCUUGCCGGGUUCCUCAUUCUCCUCCUCUUUUUCAUGUGUGCAAUGUCGUUGGGCAAGGCGGAAGAAGAAGAUAUAAGGAAGCCCUAUAUUAUUCAUAUGAUCAAAUCCAUGAAACCCCAACAUUUCUAUCUACACCAACACUGGUACGCUUCAAUGCUCAGCCAGGUCUCAGAAUCAAAUGCGAAUGAGUUGCUAUACACAUAUGAUACUCUCUUGCACGGCUUUGCUGCGAGGCUAAGCGAAGCAGAGGCUGACGCCAUGGAGAGUAUGGAGGGGUGCUUGGCCGUGGUCCCUUCCUCCCUCAAUAAAGUUGCCACUACACACACGCCAGAGUUUCUGGGUCUCUCAUCCUCCUCCUCUUCUUCUCCUGGAUUAUGGUCUCAAUACUCCACUGGUGGCGAAGAUAUCAUCGUGGGCGUGAUUGACACAGGCAUAUGGCCUGAAAGCAAAAGCUUCAAUGAUGCAGGGCUUGGACCUGUUCCCUCGAGAUGGAAAGGCACAUGUGAAAGCGGGCAGGCCUUCAAUUCGUCACAUUGCAAUAGAAAAAUCAUUGGAGCUCGAUACUUCUACAAAGGCUUCCAAAAUAAUGUUUCUAAAAUCAAUGAAACGUUGGAAUACAUGUCUCCCAGAGACGCCCACGGCCACGGCACUCAUACAGCCUCAACUGCCGCAGGAGCUGCGGUAACGGGUGCCAGUUUACUCGGUUUCGCCAGUGGAACGGCCAGAGGAAUGGCUCCUCAUGCCAGGCUGGCCAUCUACAAAGCAUGUUGGGCGCCUGAAGGCAGAUGCGACGACAGCGACGUGGCUGCUGCCAUGGAACACGCCAUUGCUGAUGGCGUCGACAUCCUUUCUAUCUCAAUUAGCUCAGAAGACGUGCCAUUCCACAUGAAUAUCAGAGCCAUUGCAGCGUUUGGAGCGACAGAAAAGGGAGUAUUUGUUUCUGCCGGGGCAGGCAAUCGAGGACCACUUUCGUCUACUCUGAGCAACACAGAGCCAUGGAUUACAACCGUGGGUGCGAGCAGCAUCGACAGAGAUUUCCCUGCUUCUCUGGUGUUGGGCAACCAGGAGAUAUACAGAGGCACCUCCGCCUUCAAAGGAGGAGAUGGAAAAUUGCAAGGGCCAUUCCCUCUCGUCUAUGUCUCCGCCAGCAACAGCUCAAAGCGUUGUCUUGAUGGCAGUCUCGACCCCAAUCUGGUGAAGGAUAAGAUAGUGCUGUGUGAUCAGUUGAUCGAUCCAGAUGACUCUAGCGCACCGGAGAAGGCCAAUGAAGUAGCUAGAGCAGGCGGUGCAGGAAUGAUUGUGGCCAAUGAAGAGCUCCUUGGAGCACAGCAGCAGUUUUCCUACACUUUUAAAUUUCCCGCUAUCAGCUUAAGUUUCAAAGCUGGGGAAAAAAUAAAAUCCUACAUCAACAGCACAUCGAAUACUAGUACUGCCACGGCCGCCAUGCGUCUCACUGGAUUGACUAUUGUGGGAAACGCAACGGCCGCUCCCAUAGUGGCUGCUUUUUCAUCGAGGGGGCCGAGCGAAGCAUAUCCUUCUGUUCUCAAGCCUGAUAUGAUUGCUCCUGGUGUCAACAUAUUGGCAGCAUACGCUGGAAGUGUGGACUACAUUUUAGAUUCGGGGACCUCAAUGGCGUGUCCUCAUGUCAGCGGCAUUGCAGCGCUCAUAAAAGCCAUCCAUCCCACCUGGAGCCCCGCCGCCAUCAAAUCUGCUCUCAUGACGUCUUCCUACAUUGUGGAUAAUAGAAAGCAGGAGAUCAGAGAUUCAGUAACCAUGGAGGCAGCCAACCCAUUUGCUAUGGGCUCAGGCCACGUGGACCCAAGAUCUGCAAUGGAUCCUGGCCUUGUCUACGACAUGGCACCGCAAGAUUAUAUAGACUUUCUAUGCUCUCUUAACUACACCAAGAAACAAAUUGCUCUUCUCACCAAGAGACUGAUCUCGUGUCCCAAGUCCAGUUUCGAAGCUGGAGAUCUCAAUUACCCUUCGUUUUCUGUUGUGUUUAAGCCGGGCAACAAUUCGGCUCAAGUGAGCAGAAGAACAGUGACGAAUGUGGGUGCAGUUGCAAAGGGUAAUGUAGUAUACAGAGCGAGUGUGAAGAGCCCUCCUGGUGUCAGCAUCACUGUGGAGCCCCAGACGUUCGUGUUCAGAAAUCUGUACGAUAAAGCCACCUACAUAGUGAAAUUUGAAAGCAAUAUAAGGACUCCAUCUCCUUCCGAGGGAGACCAAAAUGGCUUUGGAGAGAUAAGUUGGACUUGCAUUGAGGGUGGAAGACAACUUGUUCGUAGUCCGAUCGUAUUGACUUGGCAAGCUUCAAACUAA
Molecule: messenger RNA, 2334 nt
Organism: Cryptomeria japonica (Japanese cedar)
Lineage: Eukaryota; Viridiplantae; Streptophyta; Pinopsida; Cupressales; Cupressaceae
Product: subtilisin-like protease SBT1.7
Exons: 1
Coding region: 1-2334 (777 amino acids)
Biological process (GO): proteolysis
Molecular function (GO): serine-type endopeptidase activity
Source: RefSeq, a predicted model, not a curated record